CUGCUUGCAACGGCAUCUUUAGAGAUAGAUGAUCCCAUGUCUUUGACCUUAAGUGGACGUGACAUGCUGGCUAUGGUAUUCAAUUGGUCUACAGCUGCAGUGCCGAUGGCUUCCUCCUGUCAAUACCUGAGAAUCCUCAGAUCAGUGUUCAAGCGUUCCCCAACAAAGCCUGGUCUACAAUUUACAUUUAUUCUCCUCGCCCGGUCCAUGAAGUGUUUUCGCCAGCAGACGUCAUUGACGACAAGUUGAGUGUUUGGGCCCGGCGUGGUUAAACGACGGCCCCCAAGUAGAGGAAUGAUUCAGGCUUAAAGAACUUUGUUGAUUGGAGACCGUUGUGACCUUCCAGAAGCACAUGAAUAUUUGGCAGACUCUGCCGCCAUAUCCUCAGAAAUGCCACGUGACAUAUGACCGCGUCUAGACGGAAGUACAUGUGCAUCUAUCAUUGCAGUGUCUUGCUGUCUUUCAUCUUGGUACAGAUACCGAUUUUUGAGGGCGAGAAAGAGUAAUAGAGACAAAGUUUAAAGCAAGGUACCUGCCUAAGGCAAGGUAAGGUGAGGUAGG
Molecule: messenger RNA, 561 nt
Organism: Colletotrichum acutatum
Lineage: Eukaryota; Fungi; Ascomycota; Sordariomycetes; Glomerellales; Glomerellaceae
Exons: 1
Coding region: 37-249 (70 amino acids)
Source: RefSeq, a predicted model, not a curated record